AUGUCUUACGACCGAGUCCUCCCCAACCCGGCCUCUCUACGCUAUGAGUCUGCCCCAGUAUCUACACUGGCCAGACCUAGCGAUCUCCUUGACCACAAAAUAAUGAAGGACCACCGGCAAAAGUCCUACACGGCUCUGCCACAUCGCCCAGCACCUGUACCUGCCACCGCUGACAAUGCACGAUAUACUUCCGAUAUGCGGCCCAACGGCGUUGCCCAGACUCAUCAGCAUUUGGCGUCGUAUGGAAGAGGUUCCAUGAAUAAGGAUCCUGGUCUUUCGCCGGUGGUGCAGCAACAUGCGAAACCGGGCCCGAUGAUCUCGACGAAGGAUCUGGGGAGAGAUCGGAGUACUUCGUGUUCUGGGAAUUCGAGCCCGACCAAGUCGGUGAAGAGUGAGGGUGUGCAGUUUUGUUUGUGUCAGCCAGACCCGAAGAUUCCCAGGCCUCGUAAUGCUUUUAUUCUGUAUCGUCAGCACCACCAGGCAGUUGUGGUACUGAAUAAUCCUGGCAUGGCCAAUCCGGAGAUUUCCAAGAUCAUUGGAGAACAGUGGAGGCAUCUUUCGGAUGAGGAAAAGAAUAAAUGGAAAGCUCUGGCGGAGGAAGAGAAAAUCCGCCAUGCUCAGCAGUACCCUGCAUACCGCUAUCAACCAAGACGAGUCGGCCGCGAUGGUUCCUCUCGCAACGCUGGCUCAGGCAUCAGUCACAAUCCCUCUGGCAGAUCCACCUGCAAUCGAUGUGGUGGCCGUCUCAUGAAUGCCCCUUCGUCCCCGAUGACUCCAUUCACACCGAUGGUAAGCCAAGGUCACCGCGGGAGUCUUUCAGGUCCAUCAUCCCGUACGCAUAUGGUCACUACCACUGUGAUGACCGCCAGUAGCUCCCAGUGCCGCGACAAGUCUGAUAGAGUCCCUAAACCUAUCCGUAUCGAUCGGAUUGAGCGGCCUCGACAAAGAAGGAUGGAAGAAGACGACGUGAUGUCUCCCGAGAUAAAGCGGCGUCGUCUUUCGCAUACUUCUCUGAAACCACCCAUGCACGCCCAUCGAGACCGCAGUCCCGAUUCGCCAUACCCGUUGACUCCGUACAGCGCAACCGCUAGUGUCCAUCAAUCCCGCAGUAUGCUGCCCAUGGUGCACUCCCAACGAGCAUACGGAGGCGUACCAGGCCAGCCUCAGCCUCAGCCUCAAAUCCAGACCCAACCAGUCCUAGAUCCAAGCUUGAAACUCCCACCUUUGCAAACCGCCAUCCCCUCCACACCACUCACGCCCUUCUCAACGGCCGAGUCCAGCGUCGAAACUGCCGUUAUGACAAUCCCAUUCCUGAACAAAAUCAAGCUCCUCGCCAAAAUCUCUCCUCCUCUCGUCCCGUCAUUCCGCGACAGUUCAGCCCGCGGACCCGUCAUCGCCGUUGACGGCCAAGACCCAGAACUCGUCCGUACUGCGGUAGAGUACCUGCAAAGCCAGCUGCAGAAGGAAGAUAAGUUCAGCGUGCGUGUCUUCGAGGGUCCGGAUGUGCAAGCACCUCGGUCUGCUGAUGCGGGCGGACCUAGGGGUGAUGCCACGGUGGAUUACUUGAAUACCAUCUCCGCCUGGCACCGCAUCUCAGACGAUAUCAUCAGCUUCGUCAAGUCUGUAUCACCUCCAUCCCCCGGAACAGAAACACCAACGAACACCAACGCAGACGCAAACAUGGCCACCACAACUACAACUACACCCGACCAAAACCAAACCCGCACAACCCCAGAAGCCCCCUCCUCCCCAGAAACAAUCAUCCCCAAAACAGCCUCCCUCCAAAUCCACUCCCCCGAAUCAACCUCCACAGACUCAGAAACCUCCAUCGCAAUCCCCAGCACAACAGCCUCCACCCUCGCCCGCGGACACACACCCGCGCCAACGCCCCCUACACCAACCCCCAUCGCCCUCGUACCACGCUACCAACUCACGACGGCGGAUACAUUUGCCUGCAGCGUGCCGAUAAAUGACUCCUACGCACCGCUGGACCACUGGCAGUGGAUGGCGAGUCUGUGGCGUGCGUGUGUGGGGCCUGAUAUCACGGUUCAUGUGCGGGAAUGUGCGAGGGAGGAGGUUGAGAGGGGUGGGGGUGUGGAGAUUAGACUUGCUGAUGCGAGGACGGUGGUUUUGAGGAAGGGGGUUGGUUGUGCUGGUGCUGGUGCUGGUGGGUUUGAGGAGAAGGUGCUUAGGAGGAUGGGGUUUGAGAUUGAGGAUUAUUUGACGCAGUGA
This is a messenger RNA of Penicillium daleae, 2232 nucleotides long. RefSeq names its product putative HMG box transcriptional regulator. Bases 1 to 2232 code for a protein of 743 amino acids. Lineage: Eukaryota; Fungi; Ascomycota; Eurotiomycetes; Eurotiales; Aspergillaceae. The record is from RefSeq and is a predicted model, not a curated record. The transcript is spliced from 3 exons. Gene Ontology annotation, molecular function: DNA-binding transcription factor activity, RNA polymerase II-specific; RNA polymerase II cis-regulatory region sequence-specific DNA binding. Gene Ontology annotation, biological process: cell differentiation; anatomical structure morphogenesis; negative regulation of transcription by RNA polymerase II.